AUGUAUUUAGCACUUAAUGAUAAUAUUUCUUUGUUAUGAUUUCUGAUAACCAUAGUAUAGUUUUGCACUUUCUUUCAGUGAAGCAACCAUGGAACGGUUUCCCCUGAAGUCUUCCACACCAAAAAUGACUACGACAUACCAAUCUGUAUACAAAAAGGGUUCAAACACGAACAACGGGCGUAAUGCGCAGGGGUCGAGCGAGGAUGACAUGGUAGAUAUAACACCAGGACUGCAGCGCGCCGCGGACUCCACUCCUACUAGUCACGGCACCUUCCAGUUGUAUGAGCACACAGGUGCUGGUGAUCAAAGACAUUCUUCCGCCAGUGCCAACUCCUACAUCGCUCAAUACUUCAGUUCUUCAACGGGUAAGCGUAUAGUUUUAUAAUUAUGGGUACCUAAAUUGGCUUUCAAUGUUGGUGUCAUUAAUUAACUAUUCUCAUCCAAUAAUUAAGUGUUUUGAAUGUGUCAAAAGUGAUUGUAUCGGGUUGGCACAAAAGUAAUGAGACACUUGGUUUAAGU
This is a messenger RNA of Diatraea saccharalis (sugarcane borer), 519 nucleotides long. The record is from the annotation of a GenBank genome assembly. NCBI's taxonomy places the organism in Eukaryota, Metazoa, Arthropoda, Insecta, Lepidoptera, Crambidae.